Leptosia nina is the source of this 939-nucleotide messenger RNA. The record is from the annotation of a GenBank genome assembly. NCBI's taxonomy places the organism in Eukaryota, Metazoa, Arthropoda, Insecta, Lepidoptera, Pieridae.
AUGGACCAGCGUUGUGAAGAAAUGAGAAUAACAACUGGUUUGGAGAUUAAAUAUAACGAUGGACUAUCACAGAAAAUUUGUUGCAAAUGUCUGAAAAUGAUUGACAAGGUAUUGGAGUUCCAGCAAAAAAGUUUUGAAGCGCAAAAAUAUCUCUUCAUGAAACGGUGUGGGAGCGCAUAUAUACCAGAAGGCUACGUACAGUGUAGCGUAAAACUCGAGAACAAUUUGAAUAUUGAAAUGCAAGAGAAUAAGGAUUCAGUAUUCAAACUUGAUGACAUCAAGGACAGUUCUUCGGAUGAAUCGGAUUAUGUUUCAACGAUACAAGAAGAGACACUACCAGCUCCUGAGGAACAGCAUACAAUCUCUGAUGUUCCGGAACUUUCAUCUUAUACUUGUAAGAUAUGCAACAAGGCGUUUGAAAAGCACCUUCAAUACAAGGCACAUUUGAAGAUACACAAUAAGGCAAUUAUAUGUGAGCAUUGUGGGAGGGGUUUUGUGUCCAAUUGGGCAUAUGUCUGCCACAAACAAGCAAAGCAUGGUGACGAGAAGAUGUUCAAAUGUUCACAUUGUAAAGCUACGUUCGCGUAUAACGAAGCACUUAAGGUACACGAACGACGACACACCGGCGAGCGGCCUUACAUUUGUGACCACUGUGGCAAAAGUUUCUUCCGCAGAUCAACGUUCGUUCAGCACUUGGGUGUUCACGAACCCUAUUCCGUCCAGUGCGACCUAUGCCCCACCAUAUUAAAGUCGAAACAGUUCCUUCUAUCGCACAAAAAUAAGGUCCAUUCGGGUAGACGAUAUAGAUAUAUAUGCCCGCUGUGCGAUAGACAAUUUGAGAAGCCAUCGAAGGUGCGGCAUCAUGCGAGAUCAGUUCAUAAUGUCGCCGACGAAGAAUUGGGGACCAUAGUCAGGAUUAACACUUUUAAUACCGGAUGA